GUUGUACAGGAAAAUCCCUUUCGUGAGAGAACUACCAAAGCAUCAAAUUCUACGGACUUCAAAGCUACGGUAAGCUUUCAGCCAUGUUUUCGAAGCUCCUAAUGUCGUUUCUCCUCAUGAGAUAUGCGGCUUCCAAAGGCGACGGCGAAGAUUUUAUUUACAACGGAUUCCAUGGCGCUAACAUGAGCUUGGACGGCGCAGCCCAGAUCACAUCUGAAGGCCUCCUGCUUAUCAACAAUUCCAUACAACAAAAGAAGAGUCACGCCUUCUAUCCCAUUCCCCUUCACUUCAAACCAUCACAAGGUAAAACUCAAUCCUUCUCUACCAAUUUCGUCUUUGCGAUCGUGCCUCUGUAUCCGGAAGUGAGAGGCCACGUUUCCGCCUUCGUGAUCUCACCUUCGAAAGAGUUCCCAGGAAGUGAAGUGGGCGAAUACAUGGGCAUCUUCAAUCCGAAUAACGUUGGCAAUUCAUCGAAUCACAUAGCUGCCAUCGAGCUCGACACGUACCUUAAUCCAGAAUUCCGUGAUAUCGAUGACAACCAUGUCGGAAUCGACAUCAAUGGCUUAGAUUCCAUCACGUCCGCUCCUGCAGCUUACUUUAGUAAUAUAAAUGGUGGGUUUAAGAAUCUAAGCCUUGUAAGCGGAGAACCAAUGCAUGUUUGGGUAGAAUACAAUUCUCUACAAAACCGUCUCGAUGUAACAUUAUGGCCUAUAAGCUUACCUAAACCUGAUCGUCCACUCUUGUUAUCGAUGGUGGAUCUUUCACCAAUCUUGUUAGAUUACAUGUAUAUCGGUUUUUCUUCAUCAACCAAGACGGCUCCUUCAUCCACUUACAUCUUGGGAUGGAGCUUUAAGAUGAACGGUCAAGCUGAAGCCCUUGAUUCCUCGCGCCUGCCUAAGCUUCCACGGAUAGGACCCAAAAAGAAAUCGGAGCUUUUAACAAUUGGGUUACCCAUAAUUGUGCUAUUUUUAACAUUAAUGGCCAUCUCGGCCAUCGGUCUCAUCGUGAGAAGGAAGAUCAAGUUCGCUGAUGUGCUCGAGGACUGGGAACGUCAAUACGGACCCCAUCGGUUCUCAUACAAGGAUCUAUACAUGGCCACUAAGGGCUUCACACACAAACAGCUCCUGGGGGUCGGAGGUUUUGGGAAGGUUUACCGAGGGGUUUUAUCAGCCUCGAAGAUGGAAGUGGCUGUGAAGAGAGUCUCUCAUGAAUCUCGACAAGGAAUGCGGGAAUUCAUAUCGGAGAUUGUGAGCCUGGGCCGCCUCCGUCACCGGAACUUGGUGCGACUUCUCGGCUACUGCCGGCGAAAGAGAGAGCUGCUACUUGUCUAUGAUUUCAUGCCUUAUGGAAGUCUGGACAAAUUCCUAUUUGACCAUACAAAAACAAUGUUGAGCUGGAGUCAACGGUUUAGUAUAGUCAAGGGAGUGGCUUCAGGGCUUCUAUACUUGCAUGAGGAGUGGGAGCAGGUGGUCCUUCACAGAGACAUCAAAGCCAGCAAUGUUUUAUUAGACAGCGAGAUGAACGGUAGAUUAGGUGACUUCGGCCUAGCCAGAUUGUAUGAUCAUGGGACUGAUCCACAGACGACCCACGUGAUGGGGACCCUCGGAUAUAUUGCACCGGAGAUAACUAGGAGUGGGAAGGCCACCACAAGCUCUGAUGUGUUCUCGUUCGGAGCUUUCAUGCUCGAGGUUGCUUGUGGGAGGAGGCCCAUUGAUCCCCGAUCAUCGGCGGAUGAGGUGAUGAUAUUGGUCGAAUGGGUGUCAGAAUACUGGAGGAGAGGCACAAUUCUGGCAGCGGCGGAUUCGAAGCUGGGACUUGACUAUGAGGUGGAGGAGAUGGAGUUAGUGCUGAAGCUUGGAUUGCUGUGUUCUCAUCCAUUGUCAGCCGCAAGACCGAGCAUGCGGCAAGUAAUGCAGUUUUUGGACCGCAGUGCACCUUUACCCGAGCUCUCGUCCGAUGAUCUGGGUGCGGCCAUCCUUGCGGGAGGCCAUUAUAAAGGAUACGAUGAUCUACGCUUGUUAUAUCCUUCUUCUUUAGAACAGGGGUUUGCAACUACAUCAUCGGUCCAAGAAUCGAUCCUCUCCGGUGGCCGUUGAUGGACGAUGGUAAGGUGUUGCAGGAUGGUGCGAGUUUGCUAUGCUUUAACGAAUUCUGUAUAACUAAAUACUAUUGAGGAUUAUCUUUCGAUGAUCUUCCAUUGAUACGAUGAGCGUCAAAUAAAAGUGGGGACUAUCUUCGGAUGGUACAAACAAUCGAUAUCAACGGUUUCGAUCUUCGAACCAUGGGCCCCGCUUGUACAAAGUGACCGAUCGAAUCAUUGUCUGUAAAUACUCUACCCGAAAAUUUUAUGAUUCCUCUGCCAUGUAAGCCAUAGUAGGUGUUUAU
This is a messenger RNA of Magnolia sinica, 2385 nucleotides long. Its product is annotated as L-type lectin-domain containing receptor kinase IV.1-like. Gene Ontology annotation, cellular component: plasma membrane. Lineage: Eukaryota; Viridiplantae; Streptophyta; Magnoliopsida; Magnoliales; Magnoliaceae. Gene Ontology annotation, molecular function: carbohydrate binding; ATP binding; protein kinase activity. The record is from RefSeq and is a predicted model, not a curated record. Gene Ontology annotation, biological process: protein phosphorylation. Bases 84 to 2096 code for a protein of 670 amino acids. The transcript has a single exon.